AUGACGUCAAGGAACGGUUCGGAUCAGAAGUUCUGAAAUAUGCUGUUACUGUAAAUCGUGUUGAACUCUCCCCCAAGUCCGGCAGUCGGCGAAAGCGUGGAAUAUGGUCCUGGUUUCGAAAUGCUUGGAAUACUGUUAAGAAUUUUGUUUCAGGCCUUUUUGGCGGAAACUCUGAUUCUGACUCUGAGUCUGAGGGUAGGUCAGACGAUACAGCAACGGAAUCUGAAAAAACGCCAACUUCUUCACCGGAUUAUAGUGCUUUUUAUUCCACACCUUUCUUCCUGGUGCAAUUUGCAAAUGGUAGCAUUCCAGAAAUUCGAUUCGCUCAAAACGACACCAAUGAACAAUCUCGGAACUUCAAACGCCACAUUGCCGAAAUAUUCGCCACUCAGCUCGACAAACUGGCGCCCUCUGUGAUGGUUAAAAGUCCUCUUGGCGAACAUAGAACUCGUUACGUAAUUAGAUCCGGUGAUGAAGAAGGACGUCGGGCUCGACGAAGCGUGCCAGGACUCACUCCAGAUAUCAUAGUUGAAAAGCAUGUAGAUAGUGGCGACAUCGUGCGUCUGUCUUCAGAAACUCCCCAGGAACCAACUUUAAACAAUAAAGAAAACGUCGAACUUUAUGCUAAUCAAAUACAAAUGUUUUCUGAAGGAAAGCUUAUUUCUGCAGAGGGAGACAUAUCUGUUGCUCUUCUUAACCAAAAAGGAAAAAGACGACGUCGUCGCAGUGAUGAAGACGUAGACAUUACUUCAUUCUUUCAAGUGAAAAGUACUUUUUCUCUGAACAUGGUACAACAAAGAAGAAAGCGUGAGGUUUAUGACGAUUUGGAUGAACUUGAAGAUAAGUUAAAAGUCAUCCCGUCUUCAGUAAUAGCUUCACAGAGUCACGUUUCUGGUUUGAAAGAAAGACUGAAUAUGUUGAGAUCCCAGUAUGGCAAUCCAAAAGCAGUAGUAUCCAAACUUCUAGAGAAUACCAAGAAAAAUGAUCCAGAGACAAUGUUUGGGGUUCUGGAGAUACUUGACUUGGAGAAGGAACUCAAACUACGAGACUCAAGCGGUUCUUUCACAUCGCUCCUAAAUACUGCGUUGACGUCAAAGAAAGUUUUAACUACAUGCAGCAAGACUGAUUCUAGCCACUGCCGUGACAUUCUGACAUUCCUGAGUCACACGGGGACACCAGAAGCUCAGAAGUCACUUCUUCAUUACGUCUUUUGU
Molecule: messenger RNA, 1214 nt
Organism: Limulus polyphemus (Atlantic horseshoe crab)
Lineage: Eukaryota; Metazoa; Arthropoda; Merostomata; Xiphosura; Limulidae
Exons: 10
Biological process (GO): lipid transport
Molecular function (GO): lipid carrier activity
Source: RefSeq, a predicted model, not a curated record